Camellia sinensis is the source of this 658-nucleotide messenger RNA. Lineage: Eukaryota; Viridiplantae; Streptophyta; Magnoliopsida; Ericales; Theaceae. The record is from RefSeq and is a predicted model, not a curated record.
AGAUUCAUACAAAAAAGAGGAAUAGGCUUGAGCACAAACGUUUGAAUGCUUUGGUCUAUGUGAAGUACAACACUAAACUAAGAGAGAGGAGUAUCAGAAGAAGACAAAACAUCGAUCCAAUACUAGUAGAUGAAAUUGAUUCGGAUGAUGAAUGGAUUGCUGAAAAAGAAGAUCCUGUCCUCCCUCUUGAUGCUUCUUGGCUUGAUGAAGAAGAAUUGUUCGAUGCUGAAGCAAUUAGGACUGUGCCUAUCACUACAUAUGAUAGAAGUGUGGAAAAUCGAUCAACUACGACUACGAUUAAUGUUGACUCAUCUUCGAAUGCAAAGAAAAGAAAAGUUGGUGAAGGUUCAAGAAAUGAUAGAGGAAAAGGCAAGGCAGCAAGAUGCACCCUUGUGGAUGAAGAUAUGGAGUUGGAAGAAGUUGGUGGAAUAGAUGAUGGAACCUAUCCCAUUAUAGAUAUAGCAGACGAAGAUGAUGACAAUAUUAAUGAGGAUGACUUAGAGUGACCUAUUAUUUAUUUAUUGCUUUGUUUAUAGAGUAUUAGAGUUUUAAGUAAUUUUGUUUAUUGAACAAUUGAAAUUUAAGUUAUUUUGACUAUCACUUAAGUUAUUUUUUUAUUAUAGUAUUAAUGAGAAUGACUUAGAGAGCACUUAUAAUA